AUGAAUAUCGUUGCGUUUGGAAUAACUUGCCUGCUACUCCCGCUUUUGGGAUCAGGUCAAUUCCUUGACAUGUCCUGUGGAAUCCGAGCUCCAAGUCCCUCCUCUCUCAGUAGGGUUCGGAAUGGAACGGUCGCCGGAAGGACAUCGAGUCCCUGGAUGGUCCUGCUUCACACAACUUCAGGCAGAUUCAUUUGCGGCGGAACUCUUAUCACUCACCGCCUUGUACUAACUGCUGCCCAGUGCGUAUUACCCAAUGCUUAUCUAGUAGCUCGUCUGGGGGAGUAUGAUAGAGAGGACUACGGGAAUCGGACGGAGGCUAAUGUGGAAAAGGCCUUCAAGCACCGAUACUUCGAUCCCGUCAAGAUGGUCAACGAUAUAGCCAUUCUUCGGCUGGCCAAAAGAGUGGAGUACACAGAUAAAAUAAGGCCCAUUUGCAUCGUGACAAGCCCCAGAUGGAGGAACUACAUCAAUACCCUGACUCCGCUGACUGGAACAGGAUGGGGAGCAACUGAGACUGCGUUUGACAGCGCCAAACUCAUGACUGUGGAUCUGAAUCGUCAGCGUCCAGAAAUCUGUCGACGCUAUACAACUCAAACAAUUACGAAUACUCAGUUCUGCGCGGGAAAUUCGGCGAGCAAUUUGUGCAACGGCGACUCCGGCGGUCCUGUUGGAUCCCUAAUCGAAUACCAAAAGACCCAACGAUUCAUCCAAGUAGGAAUCGCCAGUUAUACCAACAGAGAAUGUGCCAAGGCCAGCGUUUUUACGGAUGUCCUGAGCUUUGCCGACUGGAUCAUUAAUGUGCAGAAAUCUAAAUCAUAAGAACCAGAUAUCCACUUCCAGGUUCGAAUUCUGCAAAGGACAUCUCAUUAUUCUGGUGCCAUAGGAAAA
Drosophila ficusphila is the source of this 888-nucleotide messenger RNA. Its product is annotated as chymotrypsin-like protease CTRL-1. Lineage: Eukaryota; Metazoa; Arthropoda; Insecta; Diptera; Drosophilidae. Gene Ontology annotation, biological process: proteolysis. Bases 1 to 819 code for a protein of 272 amino acids. Gene Ontology annotation, molecular function: serine-type endopeptidase activity. The record is from RefSeq and is a predicted model, not a curated record. The transcript is spliced from 4 exons.